Plectropomus leopardus (leopard coralgrouper) is the source of this 1730-nucleotide messenger RNA. The record is from RefSeq and is a predicted model, not a curated record. Lineage: Eukaryota; Metazoa; Chordata; Actinopteri; Perciformes; Serranidae.
AGAAAACUAAUGUUGAUCCAGGUGUUAGAGGGUUAACUUGCACUUGUGUUGAUUGCAAAAAUUAUGAUGGCAAAAGCGUCCUCAGCCGGCAGCUGAGUGCGCGCUGCGGUCACUGACUGCUGCGUGCGUCUGUUUUCACAGUGAGGAGCGAGAGUCGUGGAUUCGUGCUAAGUACGAACAGCGGGCCUUCGUGCCUCCUCUUCAGCCGGCCCCGGGGCCCCAGCUUCCAGGUGACGGUAUGCCGGCGUGGCUGCUGUCUGCGGUGACGGACCGAGAUCUGCCCAGACUGCUGCUCCUCCUGGCCCACAGCACCAAGGACCAGAUCAACGCUACGCCGGCCGGGUCCAGUUCGCCGGCUCGCUCGGCCCUGCACGCCGCCUGUCAGCUGGGAGACGUAGUCAUGACCCAGCUGCUCAUCUGGUACGGCAUCGAUGUGAAAGCGAAGGAUAACCAAGGCCAGACAGCCAUGAGGAUGGCCCGAAAAACAGGAAGCAAAGGGUGCAUUGAUAUUUUGCUCCAACACGGCUGUCCCAACGAGACGUCCCCCACCACUGCCACGCCCGUCCUCUCCCGCCGGUCCAGCACUGCCAGCCUGGGCCGAACCAGCUCCAGGAAACGGGUGUCGUAGCGCAAACUGAAGGUUUUGGAAACGACUGGAGGAUGCUUCAUGUCUAGAAACCUUUUGGAUACUUUGGAGAAGGGCGUGCUGUAAGAACAGGACUAUCUCGUAGGAUUUCAAAAACAAUAGCUCCCGAAGACUGAACAACAUAUCAAACAACUUUAAAGCAAUAUUCAUUCGAUUUGUUGAUGACAGAUAUGUUGCUGAAAUACUGUGUUGAUGUUGACCUCAUUUCCAAAUGACUCAAGUAGAAACUUUGUAGCCGUCUUCUGUAAUUUUAGAGCAGACAAACUGCUUCUCGUUUCACUUCCUCCAGAAGAAGUGCAAUAAUCCAACUAUGAUGGUCAAAAGCAACAAGUUUUUAGAGCGAGCCGAGUCGGAUGACUGUGCGGUCAAUACAUGGAGAGGGUGCUGCUUUUUAUUCAAAGUUUAUUGUGACUGGACCAAAACAGCUCGUAUUUCCUUUGGCUUUACAGAUAAAACCUACAGUAUGUCAUGUUGUUAGUUAUGUGUGCCUGUCGCAGCAGCAUAAAGGCCAGUUUGGCCAAUAUAAACUGUUUUUCAGUGACGAAUCAGCUGAGAUAAUUCUGCUUAGACUAGAAAAAUGAAUGGUUUGGAAAAUGAAAUAUGUCAGUGUUACUCUCGCAGGUCAAAGAUAUGGCGUUUUAAUAUACUGUAAAUGUAACUAUACUACAUACUUAAUGUUAAACUCUGUAACGAAGACACAACUGAAAAAUCAAAGACUCAAUUUUUGUAAAUGAUUUCUACUGGUAGUUUUGAAAAUAUGUCAGGUUUUUGUUUUUUUUCAUCGUCUGUCAUCAUUUCUUAUCCUCCUACGUGUCAUGGAAGCAUAAAAGCAGUAAACAAAAUGCUUUUACAUGAUGUAAACGUGGCUAUUUGUUCAGAGUUUUAUUUGGGAUGACCAGACGACGACAUAAAGACAUAGUUCACGUCCAUGUUACUGUUGUGUAGGUCUGCCCCCUGAGUUUACAGUGAAGUAUGAAGAGUUGCAGGUGUCAUUGUUAUUUCUGACACUUUGUGGGUCGUGUGAAUCUCUCAUGAGCUAAAACAAAUGGUUAUCGGAACAAAAUAAACUUUUUUUUAAUUAGCA